This is a messenger RNA of Carica papaya (papaya), 2459 nucleotides long. Its product is annotated as 1-aminocyclopropane-1-carboxylate synthase 1. Lineage: Eukaryota; Viridiplantae; Streptophyta; Magnoliopsida; Brassicales; Caricaceae. The record is from RefSeq and is a predicted model, not a curated record. Gene Ontology annotation, biological process: biosynthetic process; amino acid metabolic process. Gene Ontology annotation, molecular function: transaminase activity; pyridoxal phosphate binding.
UAAUGACUACACAGUAAGAAAUAAUUAUAUAGUUACUAUUUGGUAAUUGAUCAGUAAGUGGGCUGCUAUGAAGUAUACUUAUGGUCGUUUGAGACUAAUUGGUUGCUUCAAUUUAAAAUUAUAUCAGAAAUUUACAAUUAUAAGUAUUUUUUUAACAAAACUUUGAGUCAAAUAUUAAUUCAUCAAAUUGUAUAGGCGACCGACUAUAUCACAUAAUGUUGACUCUUGCAAUGCGGACGAUUAAUACAAAUUCAUAUGACAUAGUUAUCCAAUACAUAUGAUAUGUCUCGUUUGCUUUAUCUUACGUACCUGUCAGUUACCUUAAUCAAUACGUUAAUUAGACUACAUGUAUGAACAUAUAUAUAUUUAUAUAUGUAUAUAUAUAUAUAUCAGAGAGUAUGAACAUAUAUCCCCAAAAACAAGUUCAGUACUCCAGCUUUAUUCUUCUACACGUGUGUUUCUGUUGCAUGAUGUCAUGAUCAACACGUUUGCAAUUACGCUUUGAAUAAAUUUUUGUUGGAGGGGAAACAUUUGCACUUUUAAAAAAAAUAAAAAAAGGCAAAGAAAAGGAAACUAAGUUGUGUUGGUUUUCAAAACAUUUGAAGUUUGAAUUUGACUUUUCUCUGUAAUUUCUCUUUUUAUCAGCUUCAGCUGCCUCUUCUUCUCUCUAUCUAGAUCUGUCUUGUCUUCCAUGUUAUUAUAAAUACUCCCCUCCCUUUGCUUCUCUUCCCCAAUAUCACUACUGCUAAAUUAGCUGCAGAUACAUACAUACACACACACAUAUACAUAUAUAUUUUUAUUAUUGUUUGUAAUUGAAAUUUGCCAAAUGGGUUUUGGUACUAAUCAGUCGCUGUUGUCUAAAAUUGCAACAAACGAUCGACAUGGUGAGGAUUCUCCUUAUUUCGAUGGAUGGAAAGCUUACGACAGAAACCCUUUUCAUCCUACUCGCAAUCCUGACGGCGUUAUCCAAAUGGGUCUCUCUGAAAAUCAGCUUUGCUUUGAUUUGAUCGAGAAGUGGGUUAAAAAGAAUCCCAAUGCUUCCAUCUGCACAGCUGAAGGGGUUGAAAACUUCAAGCACAUAGCCAACUUCCAAGACUAUCAUGGCCUGAAAGAAUUUAGACAGGAAGUUGCCAAGUUAAUGGGGAAGGCAAGAGGCGGCAGAGUGACGUUCGACCCAGAGCGUAUAGUGAUGAGCGGGGGAGCGACAGGCGCCAGCGAGACGAUUAUGUUUUGCUUGGCGGAUCCAGGCGAUGCUUUUCUGGUUCCCACUCCUUACUAUCCUGCAUUCAAUAGGGACCUGAGAUGGCGAACCGGCGUACAGAUAAUUCCAGUGCAAUGCAGCAGCUCAAACAAUUUUACAGUAACACGGGAAGCCGUAGAGGCUGCGUACCAGAAAGCUCAAGAAGCCAACAUCAAUGUCAAAGGUUUGAUCAUCACCAACCCCUCGAAUCCGCUAGGCACCACCUUAGACUCACAAACACUCCAGAGCUUGGUCAACUUCGUCAACGACAAGACCAUCCACCUGGUCUGCGACGAAAUCUAUGCCGCCACCGUCUUCAGCUCCCCGGAGUUCGUCAGCAUCGCGGAGAUCAUCCAAGAAAUGGACGUUAACCGCGACCUUAUCCACAUCAUCUACAGCUUGUCCAAAGAUAUGGGUCUCCCCGGUUUCCGGGUAGGCAUUGUGUAUUCCUACAACGACGUCGUAUUAAGCUGCGGCCGGCGGAUGUCGAGCUUUGGGUUGGUCUCGUCACAGACUCAAUAUUUCCUGGCGACACUGCUGUCCGACGACGAGUUCGUCGAUUACUUCCUCCGGGAAAGCUCGAAGAGGCUGGCGAGAAGACACCAUAAACUCACCAGAGGGCUGGAGCAAGUGGGGAUAAAGUGCUUGAAAAGCAAUGCCGGACUUUUUGUGUGGAUGGACCUGCGGAGGCUCCUGGAAGAUCCAACGUCGUUUGAUGCAGAAAUGAAGCUGUGGCGGACCAUCGUCAACGACGUGAAGCUGAACGUGUCGCCGGGAUCUUCGUUCCACGUGGCGGAGCCGGGGUGGUUUAGGGUUUGCUUCGCGAACAUGGAAGAGGAAACCAUGGAUGUCGCGCUGCAGAGAAUCCAAGCUUUUGUCUGCAGAGCGAAAGAAAGAGAAGCAGCUGCGGCGGCGACGACAAAUAAGAAAAGAGGAACGAUGAAUUUGCGGCUGAGCUUCUCGUCUAGGAAUCGGGUGUACGAGGAACAGUAUUACGUCAUGUCACCUCACAUGAUGUCACCUCGGUCGCCGCUUGUUGAAGCAAGAACAUAAAGAAAAUUAAUAAAUUUAUUUUAGAAUAAUAUUAAAAUGGUUCGUUAAUUAAUUAGUGGUGGUUCAAAUAGUCAGCAGUUACUUUUUUAACGCACCACUUUUAGGAAAAGUUAAUUUUUACCCACUGAAGGAGUAAAUCAUACAGGGGUUGGGUUGACUCUUUGGA